This is a messenger RNA of Owenia fusiformis, 1853 nucleotides long. The record is from the annotation of a GenBank genome assembly. Lineage: Eukaryota; Metazoa; Annelida; Polychaeta; Sabellida; Oweniidae.
AGUUGGAUACAAUACAACUGAUUAAAAGACAGCUUUGAGAGACACCAACAAUUAAAUAAGUUCUGCUCUCUGAGUUUAAUUAUUCAAUUAUUGAAUUUCAGACUGAUAGACCUCUAAUAUUGAGGAUUACGUUAGUAAUUUUCAAAAUAUGGAAUGGAAUUUGUAAGAAAUAAGCAAGGAAGGAUUUUUCAAGAGGACCACGUUGGUUUGGAAUUUAUUACUCUUGGUGAGUUUGAACAUUGUAUUUGUUACGAUGUUACCAUAGAUAAGACAUUGGAUCAAUGAGUACUAGUAACUGUAGGUUGCCAUGGAUACCAUUCCUGUUUACUAAUACGAUGACCAGUUGCAGCUUGAUAUAUCGAGGAAUUUACAUGAUUUACAAAGUGGACCUUGCUAGGGAAACAAUUUAUUUAUUUUAGUUGUCGCAUUAUUAUAUCACACCUAGUCAUAUACUAACACCAUGAUUGAUACUUCGACUUGACAAUGAAGAACUAAUCCAAAGAGUUAUUACUAUAACUGAUCGAAAGUAAAGUGAUAUUUAUAUACUCUGUGAGAUACUGUUACAUCCUUACGACAAAGACAGGAGACAUAUUUGUACAUUACAGUAUUAAGUGGGUGAGGAAAAGAAAAUGGAUUCGGCGAAUGGGAGCUCGUAUUCACGUGAUGAUUUGCGAAGUGCGCUAGAUUUCCUUGGAAUUUAUGUCCCACGUGGUGUUAAUGAUUCAUCAAACAUUACAACUAACAGAACCAGCAGUAUGAGUGACUGGCUGCUUUACCCUUUCAUCUCAUCCGCAUUCCGCCUCUAUGGUGCACCACUUAUAUUCACCCUCGGCACUAUAGGGAAUUUAAUUUCGAUUGUAGUGCUACUUCAACGGAACAUUCGGAAAGCGAGUUGGGCUAUGUAUCUGGUGACACUUGGAUUUAGUGAUCUUCUUGUCUUAUAUACGUUCAGCUUUAAAGAAUGGCUUGUACUCUAUGGUAUAUACCUAGAAACACUGUCCGAUGAGUUGUGUAAAACGACAAAGUUUUUAGAGAUGUUCAGUCCUCAGUGUACAUCGUGGAUUCUGGUUGGCGUUACAGUAGAGCGUUGCAUCUACGUCUGUUCCCCGGGACACGCCAAACGCUUAUGUACACGUAGAAACGCCUUCUUCACUAUCGCGGCCAUGUGCCUUUUUCUUUUCUGCGUCAACAUCCCAGUCCUGCUUAUGUACCAUCUUGAGGAUACGUCAAAAUACGUCUACACAAAGGAUCCAAGAUGCUUGUUCGACUAUGGAAUCAUAAAGACGUUAGAGUUCGUAGAGCUGUGCUUACUUUCUUUGAUUCCAUUUAUAAUUAUGCUUAUUUGUGACUUUCUGAUGAUAAAGCGACUGUAUGAGGUGCAGAACAUGAGAUCAGGGAUGCUCCAGAUGCCCGCGUUCUGCAAAGCCAGGAGAACAGUGUUUAUGCUUUUAACAGUGAACAUCACGUUUGUAAUAUUAACAUUGCCGUAUCCAGCUAUAUUCAUUACGUAUCAUUAUCUAUCAGACGCCCGACCUUUCACAACUGCCGGUUCGGCAAAGAUGUCGCUAAUUAUCAGUAUAUCAAAAUAUUUGCAACAAAUUAAUUCUGCGAUUAACUUCCUCCUAUAUUGCGUCAGUAGCCCACAGUUCAGGCGUGAAUUGAAGGCCCUGAUUGUCAUUGUAUUCUGCAAAAGGUGUGGGAAGUCUACUGACAGGCCUCAGAGAUAUCAGAGUGAGGGUGAGAGCCUAAAUGGUGAAACACUUCGCACUGGUUUCACAAAAGUAACAGCAUUGAAAUACUUCGCACCAGAGUCACAGAAUUAUAACUCUUGGCUGAUGAUCUACGGUUUUUAA